GAAGGUGUCGCAGUGGCAAGUGCAUCCAGAAACAGAGCGUCUGCGAUGGAACCUUCAAGGAUUGCGAGGAGGGUGAAGAUGAGGCCUUGCAGUACUGUGACAAGGUCCACGUAUGUCCUGAAAGCAAGCCCUUCAAAUGUGACUAUGGGAUAUGCAUCCAGGAGGAGAUGCUAUGCGACGGGUCCUACAACUGCCUAGAUGCUUCCGAUGAGCUUCUCUGCGGCAAGAAGAACUGCCCGGCUAGUCGACCUUUCAAGUGCUUGGAUGGCGUCUGUAUUUCAAUGGAUAAGGUCUGCAAUGGGGUUGUGGAUGGGUGCCAUGAUGGAGGGGAUGAGAAAAACUGCACAGCAAUACCCUGUCCCGUUGACCGCAGUUUUAAGUGCAAAAGUGGCCUGUGUAUUGACAGCUGGCUGGUUUGCAAUAGGAACAACGACUGUCCAGACGGAAGUGAUGAAGAGAAUUGUGGUAACACAACUCCCGCACCAUCUACCACAGUCCGCACGACUUCCUCAACGGUUGGAGUAACACCGCCUUCCUGCGCCAGUGACGAGUUCCUCUGUGACACUACUGGGGGUUGCAUAUCACUCGACAAU
Penaeus vannamei (Pacific white shrimp) is the source of this 593-nucleotide messenger RNA. The record is from RefSeq and is a predicted model, not a curated record. Lineage: Eukaryota; Metazoa; Arthropoda; Malacostraca; Decapoda; Penaeidae.